CGAUGGUUGCCAUGUCGGGCGGAGGGCCGGCGGCGGACGCGGGUGGUUACGGCCGCGGCGAGCCGCCGAGCCGUGGAGCGCCAGCCGCGCCUGCGAGCGGAGGCAGCAGCGCGUCGGAGGACGCGCUGUGGACGCGGUUCCGCCAGGCGAUCGUGGAGUUUGCAAAGCCUCUGCUGAGAGGCCCGUACGAGCGCAACGAGAUCUCUAAGGACGGCUUCCGGUCGGUCCUCAAAAAAACGGCGGAGAAGGUGGUCAAGUCGUUCCAGCGCGAGGGGCUGCCCCCGCCUGCCAACCCCGACAUUGCGGCCAACCAGCGCGCCAAGAUUACAAAGCUGGUCGAGGAGUACCUCAAGUUGGCCAAGCGCGAGGAGGGGUAGCGAGCUUCGCUGCUUGCCCCCCUCCCGGCGGCGCCGCCGCCGCCACCGCCGCGUGGGGGCUGAAGCAUGCGCAGCUUGUGGGACGCGGGGAUGGGUGGGUGUGCAUCUCGCGCCCUCGCACCCGAGUUGUGGUGCCUUGCGUGAAGACUCCGCGCACACACGCACCCGCGAGAUGAGCCCUGGCUCCUCUGCCACCCACCUCACCACACGCGAGAAUUGGGACCUCACAUGCCUGGUGACCGACUGCGCGGCUGUGGGCCCGCUUCUGUCUUCUUUCUCCGUGGCGUGUGGGUGUGGCUUGCUCCUUUGUCACAGAAACAUGCAAAAGAAAGAAAAAA
Emiliania huxleyi CCMP1516 is the source of this 715-nucleotide messenger RNA. RefSeq lists its product as hypothetical. The record is from RefSeq and is a predicted model, not a curated record. The annotation marks the transcript as partial. The transcript is spliced from 3 exons. Lineage: Eukaryota; Haptophyta; Isochrysidales; Noelaerhabdaceae.